Molecule: messenger RNA, 1968 nt
Organism: Diversispora eburnea
Lineage: Eukaryota; Fungi; Glomeromycota; Glomeromycetes; Diversisporales; Diversisporaceae
Source: the annotation of a GenBank genome assembly
AUGUCGGAUAUUGAUUGUCACCAACAACAUUUACAAGGUUCUGUUUCAGAGUACUGCGCUCAAUAUUAUUAUAAUGAGGAAGACUUUAGUCCAAUCAAAUACAAUUAUUUUGAAAACAACGAGAAACGAGAUAAUGAUGCGUUAGACGAAGAAUUAUCAAAUAUGGGGCUUGUGUAUCUAGUGAAAAACCCUCAACAAAAACGUGAACCUAAUCGAAACAAAAAUAAACGAUCAUUAAAGAAACGAAUCGACUAUUUGAACAAUUACACUGUUUACAACAAACCAUUAAUGAUUUCUUAUAAUUCCACGGAACAAUAUAAUGCUUAUACAGAGGAACUUCUAACAAUAUUUAUCAAUCCACCUCAGGCUGUGCUUAACGAAGAUGGAUGGCCACCAAAAGAAAUUUAUGAUCCUGCAUUGGAUACAUUGUAUUGGUGGCGAAAUGAUCCCGUAGUUAAUCAACAUCAUGAGCUUUGGCAUGUGGUAAUGGUUUCAACUAUUGUUGAUGGAGCUCGUAAAGAUAGAGAAGGAGAGAAUUUUAUUUAUAUGCAUAGACAUAUGGUAGCAAGAUAUGAUGCAGAACGUCUUGGAGUAGGUCUUGAAAUCGUUGAAGCGUUACCUGAUUAUAGAACUCCCAUAAAAGAGGCCUUCUAUCCAAAUCCAUUUUUGACCCAAGAUAAUGAUACUGAUGCUUCAACUCCUCGUGUUUGGUUCGUAGCACGUCCCUCCAAUGAAUCAAUGAAAGAUAUGGUUCAAUUAAUGGGCACUACCUUUUUCAUUUACAAGCUUUCCUUCUUGGAACGCACAUAUGAAGAAAUACUUAAGUGGAUCGAUCAUAAUUACACCGAAGACCACCCCGUUCAAUUAGGAUGGAAUGAUUCAGAAGCUAAUACACUUGGAAGUAAUGUUGAAUUAGUUUUACACAACAUUGGGCACUCAGUACUUGGUUAUAUCAUGCAUCCUUAUAGUAUUGGUUGUAACGUGUUGGUCGGUGCUCGUGGAGGAUUACGAGAUCCAUUAUUCUGGAGAUGGCAUCGUCAUUUGGAUAGUAUUUACUUAAGAUUCCAAAAUAAAUUAGGACCUAAUAAUUUUAGCGACGACAGUCCUAAUGUUACCAUUCGAACAACCGAUAUAUUUUUAUCUUUUACUGAUGUAUUACUUGAAACUGCUCCGGAUGGUAAAGCUGAUGGAUGGCAAGCAUUUGGAGAUAAAACUUUCGGUGGUGACAAAUUUGAUACAGAUUUAUCUAAUUUAACGGUUGUCACCUCGGAAUUACAAACCAAGAUGAAAAAUAGAACUUAUACUUGGUUGGAAGAUAAUUUCGAUAAGGAAAAUAUUACUUAUGUUUUCCCUAGAGAUUGGCAAUAUUUCUUCAGGGUGGAAAAUAACGUAGGAAUUACUUCUAUAAUUACUAUCCGUAUAUUCAUUGUUCCGGCAGUCCUUGCUAAUUCAACUACACAUUGGAUUGAGUUAGACAAAUUUAAACGAGCUUUAAAACCUUACGAAAAAGCUGUAAUACCUCGAGCAUGUGAUAAAGCAGUAGUGAUACGAAAACCUGCUCAGAAAAACGAGACAUCAAUGGAUUCUACUGCCAUUACUGCAGAAUAUAGAACCUAUUUAACACAAUUUAGUGAUAAAGAAGUCGCUGAAAAAGAAUUUUGUAAUUGUGGAUGGCCUUAUAAUAUGAUAAUACCCCGAGGAACUAAAGAAGGAAUGAAAUUUAAAAUGAUUGUAUUUAUUUCAGAUGGAUUAAAUGAUUUAGUACCAACAUUUGAUCAAUGUGGUAGUACUUUAUUAUGCGGCGCUCAUAAAUGGGAGGAUAAAAUUCCUGAUAGCAAACCUAUGGGAUAUCCCUUUAAUCGACCUUUUAAAGAUGGUUCUUAUGAAAAAACGUUUGCUGGAUUAAAUAAUGUUGCUAUUCGUGAUUUCACCAUUAAAUUAGUAUCUAAUUUCACUGAAGUCGAUUAG